CUCCCCCUGGCCGGCUGGUACAAGAGCGCGAAGAUGACCCGCGGCGGGGGCAGGCGGGUCCCCCCCCCCGGCACCCGCCCCCGGGCCCGCCCUCGUCCCCCGUCCCCGGCGCCUACGAUGAUCGGCGGGGAGCAUGGCAGCACAGCGCCCACGCCCGCCCACCCGCCCCACGACCAGUCGUCAGCGCUGCGGAAGAGGAAGCGCCUCAGUCAAGUGGUGUUGGAGCUGACCUCGCAGGCCGAACGUCGCUCCCCCGAAGACAAGCCGCUUCCGCCCCUCCCGCUCGCCCCCGCGGCGCCGGACCGCCCCGGCCCGCCCCGCGACGCCAAGCCCCCGCAGGACAGGCCCCCCGACCAGCUCCCGAACGCCUUGUCCUCGCAGCCGCCGUCAGCCGAGAAGGAGCCCAUGUUCAGCUGCCAGCCCGAAGAUGCUCCCCCGGGGCCCGGCCACGACCAGGGGGAGGAGGCCGGCCUCAGCCCCGGCCUCAGCCCCGGCCUCAGCCCCGUGCCGGGCCAUAGCCCCGUCGCUGGCCACAGCCCCGUGCCCGGACACAGCCCCGUGCCCGGCCACAGCCCCGGCCUCAGCCCCGGCCUCAGCCCAGGGCUCAGUCCCGGCCUCAGUCCCGGCCUCAGUCCCGGCCUCAGCCCCAGGGUCACUGUCCAGGACGAGACCGGCCAAGAGGCCAUGAAGGUGGACACACCGCCCUCGCCCAAGGAGGGCCCAGGGGAGGCAGGAGGCACCAGCCCCCUGCCGGAGGCCCAGCAGCAGCAGAGGUCGCCUGGGGUCAUCCAGGUGCACAGAUCGGGCGAGGGCGGCAGCAGCAGCACCAGCAGCACCAGCAGCAGCUGCGGCAGCGCCGGCACCGCGCGCUCGCCCCGCGCCGUCCAGAGCGACGUGUUCCGGUUCGACUCCCUGGACCGCGAGCGGUACCUCUGCCGCGCCAUCAGCGAGGAGGACGAGGAGGUGUUCUCGCCCGGCCUCCCGUCGCACAGUCCGCACGCCAGGGACUCGCCCGCCCUCGCCAGGGUCAACUCCGACUCGCCCAAGCUGUCCUUCAGCCCCCUCAGGAUCAAGGACCCCAGUAUCGAUGAGGAGGACCUGGACCUGGACUCGAAGUCGUGCACGGCGUCCUCGCUGGCGUCCGGCGACCCGUCCGGCGUCGGCUCCGUCAUCCGCGGGAUCCUGCCCAAGCUGAGCGUCGUGCGCAGCGACGCCUCCGACCCCGGCGGCCACUACCAGCCCUGCACCUGCCAGCACUGCGCCCUGUCUGCACGAGACCCGCACCGCCUGGGCCCCGCGGGCGUCCCGCACUCGCCCAUCUCACCGCUCACGCCCUCCUCCCCGCACACGCCCAUCUCGCCUUCCCCAGGACACAACGUCGAGCACUAUUUCCCGCCCACCGUCUACCUGCCCGACCUGUACCGGCGGCGCUCGCACUCGGACUCGGACCUGCAGCUGUGGUUCGACCAGAAGGCGCGCUCCAGCGAGGUGCCCGCCAGCAGCGGCGGCCAGACGUCGGCGGGGCCUUCGGGCGAGCAGCAGACCUCCGCCACACGCGGCUCCGUCCUGCGCCACGGCCGCCCCAUCCCGCAGCCGCUCUACCUGCCCCGCAAGGGCGGCUCCCUCGAGUCCGACAACUCCACGCCGCAGGACUCGCCGCUCGACCUGUCCGUGAAGACGGCCGGGAGCGUGAAGACGGGCAGCUCCUCCAGCACGGAUAGUCUAGUCUUGCCGGGCUCUGUGCCCCUGUCGUCGCCGCACUCGCCCCACCUGGCGGCGCCGAAGGACAUCACUCCUCCCCCCAGGUCCCCCGGGGCGCCCGACCACCGCCACACCUCGGCAUCGUCUCUGCCGGUGCCCGUGGUUAAAGGCGACGUGGCCUCUUAUAGCACCAAGGACAGCGUGGCCCUCCGCUACCACCUCGAGGUAUCCCCCGUGGUGGAGGAGAUGCCCCCGGGGGCGGACGUGGCCUUCGUGUGCCCCGUCUGCGGCCAGAUGUUCUCGCUGCACGACCGCCUGGCCAAGCACAUGGCGUCGCGGCACAAGAGCAAGCAGGUAGACAGCACCAGCAAGACGUACAUGUGCGACGUGUGCAAGCGCUCGUUCGCUCGCUCCGACAUGCUCACGCGCCACAUGCGGCUGCACACCGGCCACAAGCCGUACACCUGCCGCGUGUGCGGACAGGUGUUCUCGCGCUCGGACCACCUCUCGACGCAUCAGCGGACGCACACGGGCGAGAAGCCCUACAAGUGUCCGCAGUGUCCGUACGCCGCCUGCCGCCGCGACAUGAUCACGCGCCACAUGCGGACCCACGCGCGCUACGAGCUGCACGAGUCGUCGUCCAUGGAGGAGGGCGGCGAGGUCGCGCGCCCCAGCCUGCCGGUGCGGUCCCUCUCGGAGGAGCACCCGGCGCCCUCAGCCGCUCCUGGACCUGCCCGGCCUCUCCGCGCCCCCCAAACACACCCCGCAGGGCUCGCCCGGGCCCCACGCUGCCAGUGGCGGCGGCGGGGCGCAGAAGCAGGCCCUGGGCGCCCCUCCGGGCAUCGCAGGGGUGGGCAUGGCCGGGCCGGGCAUGUCGGGGCACCUGCCGCCGCAGAUGCAGCGACCCCGGAAGCAGGAGGAAGACUGAAGGGGGCCAGCGCCACUCGUCUGGUUCCUGUUUUUGCCUCGUUGAGGUUUGUCUCUGGCUGGAGGUCGUCCCUCCUUGGCAGGGAGGCCGCUGGUGGCCAGAGGCGCGCCAAGCCUCUCGGCGUUGUUUGUGUGGCGGAGGCGGCCCGCCGUGCCCCGUGCCGUCGUGCCGUCGUGCCCGCUGCGGCCGUGGCCAGCCCGGCGCCUGGCGCGACCUGGGCCUGGUCUGUCCCUGUCUGUCUGUCUCUCCGGCUGCCCGGUUCGGUCUGCCCGGCCGCAGUCCCCCCACCGCACCCGGCCGGGCGCGACCGUCACGGGCGGGCUGCGGCCGGGCAGCCGUGUUGGUGUCAGCACGUGGGUGUCUCAGUGUCAGUGGUCACGUGUUGUGUCGUGUGUAAGCCGCAUGCGGCGUCUCGGGCGGCGGGUCUGCCGGAGGUCACGCCCAGUGUGGGGGAAGAGGAGGUUCCUCCCGACGGAGCAGCCCUGGAGAGGAGAAGGCGCUACAGCUGGAGCUGCUCCUCCCCCACGAUCACCCUCAAGUAUCUCGGUGUGAAGAGUGUUCGCCUGCGGUGCCCGGGCCUCGGUGCUCUGCUGGGGCGCCGCUCCCUCGCGCGGGAGAUCGCGCUCCCCCCUGCUCGGGGGCGCCAGAGGUCUAUCGAUUGUACCUGCUAAUUUAAUUAAAUAGAUAUAUUAUGUUACGCUAAGCCAAGCGCCCCCGCGGGCACCUGGGAGCCCGGGCCCUCGAGGAAGGAGUUGUGGUCGUGGCGGCCGGACCCUCGGGCCCCUGGCUCGACGCCGGGGGCCAGACCUUCGCCGGCGUCCCGCGGGCUGCCCUUAGCCCUAAGGGUCCGCCCGGCGGCCCAAGGGCCAAGUACAAGAAAGGUCGGCAGGUCCAGUCCAGGCAGAGGGUCCGGCUGCGCACUGCCGGCCGGUGGAGAUGCUGGUGUUCUCGGGUAAUAAGUCCUCUGUGUAUUAUCAUGCAUUGGUCAUGUUCGCCUCAUGUGAAUAAUAACGAUUCAUGACUGUUUCUGUUUCUUGUGUUUCAACCGGCCGCGGCCCAGAGCCUCACAUCCCCCCCCCACCACCACCACCACCCCACCCCACCCCCAAAGGCUACCCACCCCAGCUAUGUCUCUCUUGGUAGUUGAUCGCCACCGUUUGAGGUAUCUAAUGUGUAUAUUUUGAUGUCUUUCUUUUUCCCCCCGAAGGAGAAAAGAAAAUAUAAAAAAAAAGAAAUCGUACAAGCUACAAUUAUUAGAUGACACACUUCUCUUAAACCACUCUCACGCACAGAGGCACUAAAAGCUGCUGGAUAAUUAUUAAGUGGCCCUCCCUCCCUCCCUCCCUCCCUCCCGACCCUCCAUACUCCCCCUCCCCUCCCCCCCACGUACCCUCCAGCCCCCAACCCGCAAGCUGGCAGAAGUGUAAUAUUAUUGGCUCGACCUCGUAAUCCGCAUUACACCCCCCCCCUUCCCACUCCCCCUCCCCUUUCCCUCCUCCUUCCCCCUCCUCCUUCCCUCUCCCAACCCUCGUGUUCUAAAUGGAACUCCCCCUCCCCCCCUCCCUCCCUCCCCCCUCCCCCCCGCCACCUAACUAGCGGUUGGCAGUGAUCGUGAUUAUUAUAAAGUUUUCCCAUAGAGUGCUCACUAUCUUACGUUUCUUAAGAGAACUAUAGAGCUUAUUAUCAUUAUCGUAAUUAUUAAAUAUUACUGUUUCCAUUAUGAUAAUUAUGAUCAUUUUUUGAUUAUUUCAACAAGUUGACUACUUAUAUGUGACAUGGUAAACUAAAGUACCUCUUAAGCACAUAAAUAUUAAGGUAAUUAUCCCUUGAGGAUAUAUAAGGAUGAUAAAAUACCAAAUAGUUGAAGAAGAAGAAAAAAAAAAAAACUCUCUAAAAGCUCUUGGAUUAAAGCUAUGAUCCACGUCGUCAAAAAAAGAAAUAAAAAAGCGAAAAUGUCAAAAUGUAAUUGAUAGUGAAUAAAUAUAUAAAUAAAUAAACAAUUGAAAAAUAAAAUAAAAAUAAAUAUCCGUCACCUUUUUUUUUUUUUUUUUUUGUCUCAAUAUAAAAGCCCAGAUGAUAUAUAUAUUUUUUGAAAAAUCAAUAACUAGAAAGUUUCUUUUUUUCCCCUCACCAAAAGUGAUCUUUUUUUUUUUUUCGGACGUGGAUCAAAGUUUCCUUCCGUCGGAGACGAAGCUCACCCCUAAAGCAUAUAUAGAGUCGUGUUGCAUUGAUUAGCUUGUACCGUGAAACAAAGCUUCCCUUUUGUCAGAAGUCUGAAUUCUAUUGCCUUUCAGUCGUAAAACAGCUGAGCAAUUAACUGGUCUUUCCUUCCAAGAAAAAAGAAAAAAAGAGAAAUUUAUGUUUCUUUGUCAAAACCAAAAAAUAAAAAAGAUAUAUAUAUAUAUAUAUUAAAAAACAAGGAAAAGAAUGAAGAGACGUGAUAGGGAGUACACACAAAGACAGUUAUAUAGAGAUAUAGAUAUAUAUAUAGAUAUAUAUUUGUUUAUUGCCAUCUUAUUCAUAUGUGCCAAAUUUUCUUUUCGUUUUCUUUUUUCUUCCCCCCCAAAAAUAAAAUCUCUUAGUCAGUUGCCGCCCGCCUUAAAAUAUAUGUAAAAAGCCUAUCCUUUCUUACAAGAAAAAAACAACAAAAAAAAUUGUAUAAGACAAUUUUUAUUAAAUGUUAAUCCUUACAAAGGCCCCCCCUCUCCCUCCCCUCCCCCCCUCUCCCUCCCCUUCCCCCGUGCUGUGAGUGACUGAGCACUAGGAAUGUUGCAAAAAACGAUCUCAGUUGCAUCUUUGCAUUUGAUUCCACUGUUUUAGGUGAGGUAUUUGAAUAUUCAUGCGUGUUCACUAAUGUAGUAAAUAUCAUUAGUGUUGGUAUCCGGUGAGAUUCAGCUUUAUAAACUUGUGACUUGGGAUGGUUUUAUGUACAUAUAUAUAUAUACAUACAUAUAUAUAUGUAUAAAUAUAUAUGCAUGCCUGUGUGUAUAAGAAUGAACAUGAUAUUUGAAUACUGCAUUGAGUCAGAUGAACAGAGUGUCAACUGAGUGAGUUUUUUGAAUACGGUUAAGUUGACCCCGACUCGCACCCGCCACCGUUGUGUAAUAUUAACCGAUCAGAAUUUCAUGUAUGUGAAUACGUGUUUUUUUUUAAGAUGUAUAAUUAUUUGUAUUUUUCUUACGGUGUCUAAUUUUUGUAGGUAUUUCAUUUUCUAUGCAUAUGUUGAUUAUUACUCUAUUUAUGUUGAAUGUAAAUAUUAUUAUAUUUUUUAGUUUAACACGUAAAGACUCCCUUAAAAAAAGACAGUGACUCUCGUCAUCCACGGAAGACAGUGUUCUGGUGCCUUUAGGUCUCAUUUUAAUGAAUAAGGAAUGUGACUUUCGACCUAAAGAGUGGAGGUUGGCUAACACUGUCUUCCAACGUUAGGGUUGGGUAAGAAGCACCUUAGCUAAAAGACAAACAAAUUAUUUAUUUUACUAAAUAUUACCCCCUGUUUUUUAGGGUGAAAAGAAUGCUCUCAUUAAAGACAAAACAUGAUAAUACAAA
Molecule: messenger RNA, 6175 nt
Organism: Penaeus chinensis
Lineage: Eukaryota; Metazoa; Arthropoda; Malacostraca; Decapoda; Penaeidae
Exons: 1
Coding region: 34-3300 (1088 amino acids)
Biological process (GO): regulation of transcription by RNA polymerase II
Molecular function (GO): DNA-binding transcription factor activity; RNA polymerase II cis-regulatory region sequence-specific DNA binding
Source: RefSeq, a predicted model, not a curated record